GCUCUGCCUUUUUCCAUAUGAUUGCAGUUGAACGCAUCUUGUUUUUGCAAACUCCAAUCCCCAGCCCAAAUCAGAAAUUUGCGCCCCGAAUUUCGCCUUUCUCUUCAGCUGUGCGCCGGUUUUCUCAAAUUCUCGUUUUCAAGAAAUGCUCUCCUAUGGACCUUCAAUAUUUGUAUCGAGUUCUUUGAGCUUCCACAGACAUGGUUACUUUAUGGACACCGGCCCCUAUCGUCGCGUCCCAAUAUUUCAAGGCUAACCUCUUAGAUGCAUAAUUGGUGCUCUAGUUUUCGGUGCCCGUAGCAUUCGAUGCGCUUAUGCCAGGCCAAUGAUUCGCUCUACUCCACUCAGCGUUUAGAUCAAUUGGAUUCCCAUGUGAUUCGGGACUACGGCACUUGUCGCACUCCAAGGUGCGCCACUAUUGGCGAACGUUCCGCUGCGAGUCAUUCAGCGCAGUCGACCUCGUUAUCCGAAUGUUUUCCGGAUCCUUCUGCAUUGAACGCACUCCUUCCAUUGGCAAACCGUUCUACUCUUCUUUCUCACAAGGGGGGCGAAGCUUGUGUUCUAGGCAGUUCUAUGGAAUCCCAGUUUGAACCAUCAGAACUAAAACACAUAGGGGAUUAUUUUGAGGAAGACGAGGAUGUGUUGCUGUUCAACGAAUUGCCUCACGACGCUUUUUCCUCGCACGGAGAUCACGUAUCGAGUGGAUAUGAUAUGGGCAACCUCGCUGUGCCUUCCACCCUCUGCGAGACUAUGCCGUAUAUGGAUGCACUUCCUCCAUUUGCCCGCCAUCGCCCAUCUCCUCCUCCUCCUUUAUCUCGGGGGCAGAUUCUGCUUCCAAUGAACAUGUCUUUCGAUUCGUUUGGAAGUGAGGAAUUUUCGAACUGCCUACAUCACUUCGUUCCCUCUAGUGAUUCGAUAGAUGCGCAUCAACUUUCUUCUGCUGAUGAUUUCAACAGUGUCACUUCGAAGAAUGUCCUAUCUCCGAAUUGGUUCAUGGAUCCGUCUUCAAACGCCGGCCCAUUCUGUUAUGAACGUGUUCCGAGCAGUAGUCAACCAUCUGCUCUCUCAUAUAUGCGGACACCACCUCGUGGAACGGACCCUUCCAUCGUGACAUCCUUGCCGUUAUCUCCUACUCUGACUGAUUCGGUGACAAGCGACCAGAUGUGUAUCCCUGCUGCUGUUGCCUUUGGACCGCUUACCUGCGUUGUAAAUAAUCAACAGGGAACGCCAUCGAUUUCCACAUCGGUUAUGACUCGUGGCGCCUCGCCUAGCGCUCUCCAUACGUCGGUUAAUUGUAAUUCAUCAGUAUCCACAUCCAUCACUGCUUUACAUGAGCCAGAAGAAGCGGCUAGUGCACGACAACGUUUAAUGGGUGCUUCUGCUGCUGCAGCCGCGUUGGCUGCACAAGCGUAUUCGUCGCAAGUCCCCAUGGAUAGAUUUCUGAUGUCAUAUGCAACGGCGGUUGCGCCGCAGUAUGACCCUCAUCCAGCACAUCGCCAGGUGUCCUCUGAUCUUCCGAUGCUCCCGCACAACAUUACCCGCGGUGUUACCAAUAUUUCCGAUCCAGUCGUGCAACCACGUGACCCUUCUAUGAUUCCUCUGAGAAAAAUGUCUGUCAAUUUGAUACUCACAUACAAACUCAUAAACGAGGUUUAUUAUCGUAAGAAACGUAUGAAGGAACGUCAGUCACAUAGGAAAAAGCAGGAAAUUACCACAACUACGGAUUGCGAUUCUGAUAGCAGAUUUCCUGGUCAAACCUUGCAUCACGAACCUGCCCUAUCUCCUCCUCCUGACUCACAAGCCACAUUAUCAGAAUCCGCAGUCAACACAGAUAACGCUAAUUGUGACCAUUUUAUCAGCGGUCCGUCUAUCAUAGGCCACAACUGCUACCAACGCUUCUCACUAUCCACCUGCAUCACCCAAGGCCAUGCAGACGAAUGUCUACCAAAUCAGCAACUUUCAUUUUCAUGCCUGCGUCCAAGUCCUACUUCUGACCCUCUGCUACACUAUCAAAAGACUGAGGAAAAUUCCGACAAGAACAAUUUUGUCUACUCGGGUUCUUCGAUUAGUGGAAUCACAAAUCGAAUGGCUGUCAUUGGUCUUUCUAGCGCGAUUUACGAUGCCACUAAUCAGGUCUACACCGCACAUGAUAUUUGUUCAUCGGGGGUCUCGGAUCGUUGUGCCUUGUUAUAUACCGGCCAACUUAUGACCCGCUACACCAGUUUUCCGGAUUCCUCUGACCAGGCCACUUCCAGCACAUCCCCUGAAUCAAUCCAGUAUCCCGGAAUUUUCAAGUUUCCCGUUAUCGGCACCGAUGAGGCGAGUGAUCAUGCAAAGCAGUCAGACUCUUUCGCUCACUCUGUCAUUCGUCAUUCACAUUCCCCCUCCCCAACUCAGGCUAGCAUACCAAACCCAGUUCACCCGCUUAUGUCACUAACCAGCAGUUCCGUUGCUUCUUCGGACACCAGCAGUUCAACCGCUUGCUACUACAACUUGGUGUCCGGGACAACAAACGGAUCCCCGGAUGGCCAGUUUGGAAACACACCAACCUCCAACACUGGACUUGUUUCACCCGAUCUUGUGUGUCCCCCAGUGGAGGGGCGCACCACUUUGUUUCCAGUUCCGCACUCUCAUUUGCCGCAUUUCGACCACUUGGAUAACCACAUCCCUUCAAUCCAGCCGGCAACAACUUACGCAUCUGGUCUCAUACACGGACCGAAUCUGGCGUCUCACGAUUCGGCUUCAUACAAUGCGGCACCUGAUCCGUCGAGACAAGCGAUCUUCCAUACGAGCGACAACGGGGAUCAAAAUAGUUCUAUGUUGCCUUCUUUUGCAGAACCGGAUCAUUCGCCAGUUCGACCUUUUGUCUAUGAACCUCUGAACUCGAUCCGUCAGCAUCAAAAGGCCACUCUCUCUUUCAACGCACCCGGUGGCUCACAUUCCGAAGGCGAAACCUUGCCGAAGAACUCCACAGUGACCUAUGUGAAUCAGCCCAUGUUCACCACCUCGUCUGCGCUCAGCGGGACCACGCUGACUGGGACAGCUGCAUAUGCAUCAUCAAUUGGGAGUAGCAACUUCGUUGCAACCACAGGACCGCCUCCUUACAUGGCGAAAAACGGUACCGGAGCCAGCCACAAUCAACAAGAAGUGGACAGACGGCAUACUGACAGUAAUUAUGAUUACAUUGUUCGGCCUGGGGAGAUGUGGAUGGGACGCUAUCUGAUCAAUAAUUUGAUAGGUAAAGGGUCAUUUGGUCAAGUUUUGAAAGCUCGCAAUUGUUUCACCAAUGAGGAUGUGGCCAUAAAAGUUAUAAAGAAUAAGCGUGCUUUCACUAUCCAAGCUCAAGUGGAAAUCCGUUUAUUGCGUGAGAUGAAUCGCUACUUGGAAGAGGCUGAAGCCUCUGGAGAACACCCCCCUCUUGGAGCAAACUAUAUUGUUCGCUUACUCACACAUUUCACUUUUCGCGGACAUCUCUGUCUUGUGUUCGAGCUACUGUCCUACAACCUUUACGAUUUGUUGCGCAACACCAAUUUUCGUGGCGUCUCUCUCAAUCUGACGCGCAAAUUCGCGCAACAAUUAUGCCACGCCUUGGAAUUUCUUUCUCGUCCCGAACUUCGCAUAAUUCACUGCGACUUGAAACCCGAGAACAUUUUACUUGUCAAUCCCAAGAGAUCGACCAUCAAACUUGUCGAUUUUGGUAGUUCAUGUCACGUGAAAGAGAAAGUAUACCAAUACAUACAAUCUCGAUUUUAUCGAUCUCCCGAUGUUCUUUUGGGUCUGGAUUACACCAUGAGCAUCGAUAUGUGGUCCCUCGGCUGCAUACUGGUCGAGCUACACACCGGCGAGCCUUUGUUUGCCGGUCAGAAUGAGGUGAGUCUACUCUCCAUGAGUUCUCCCAACCUGACUGAACGCUUUCUUUCGUAG
Molecule: messenger RNA, 3924 nt
Organism: Dicrocoelium dendriticum
Lineage: Eukaryota; Metazoa; Platyhelminthes; Trematoda; Plagiorchiida; Dicrocoeliidae
Source: the annotation of a GenBank genome assembly